AGCUUUAUUCUUCAUUUUUUUAUAUGUAGAAAUCCCACCACUGGUUCAUUCGUGCAUCUUUUUUUAAUCGAUCCCCCAAAAAUCAAAUCAAAUCAAAUUAAAAAUGCAAAUCACAGCUCAAAUAUUCUACCAAUUCAUCUAAAAUGUGGCCGCAAUGCGAAGAUUGACAUUCAUUAUGUUGGAGGCUCCGAGUUAUCUGGUGUCAAGGGACUUACCAUCUUCAUGUGAGGAAGAGAGCAAGUGGAUAUAUAACGCACACUGUGUGCUUCAGCUCUCCUUGAAAAAACGGUUGUUGGAUGAUACCGAUGAAGAAGGAAGUUCCGCUAAGAAACUGUUGCGAGUUGAUCAUGGAAGCAGAGGUGAAUCUGAGAAGAUUACAGAUAUUCUUCAGCUUGCUAAAAUCUAUCAGAGGUCUAACCAGAGUCAACAAGGUGGUGAUCAACAGAGUUCACCGGUUACUCGGCUUGACCAAAACGCACUUCUCAACUGCUUGGCUCACUGUUCGUUGUCUGAUUUCGGGUCUAUAGCCUCUACGAAUAAAACCUUCCGCUCGUUGAUUAAGGACAGCGAGUUGUAUAGGUUGAGACGGGCAAAGGGUAUUGUGGAGCAUUGGAUUUACUUCUCUUGCAGGCUCUUGGAAUGGGAAGCUUAUGAUCCAAAUGGAGAUCGCUGGUUACGUGUACCGAAAAUGACAUUUAACGAAUGUUUUAUGUGUUCGGAUAAAGAGUCUCUGGCGGUUGGCACCGAGCUUCUUGUUUUUGGUAAAGAGAUCAUGUCUCAUGUGAUUUACCGAUAUAGUAUCUUGACCAAUACAUGGACAUCGGGUAUGCAAAUGAAUGUCCCGAGGUGCUUGUUUGGAUCAGCGAGUCUAGGCGAGAUCGCGGUUAUAGCUGGAGGAUGCGAUCCGCGUGGGCGGAUAUUGAGCUCGGCAGAGCUUUAUAACUCGGAAACUGGGGAAUGGACGGUCAUCCCGAGCAUGAACAAAGCUAGGAAAAUGUGCUCUAGCGUGUUCAUGGACGGGAAUUUCUAUUGCAUUGGAGGUAUCGGAGAGGGAAACUCGAAGAUGCUAAUGUGCGGUGAAGUCUAUGAUCUGAAGAAGAAGACAUGGACAUUGAUACCUAACAUGUUACCGGAAAGAAGCAACGGAGGUGGAGGAGAUCAAGCAAAAGAGAUUGCCGCUGCAACAGCGGCUUCAGAGGCACCACCGCUUGUAGCAGUUGUAAAAGACGAGCUUUAUGCUGCGAAUUACGCGCAGCAAGAAGUAAGGAAAUACGAUAAAAGGCGUAAUGUAUGGAAUAAAGUAGGGAAUUUGCCUGAGAGGGCUUCUUCGAUGAACGGUUGGGGAAUGGCGUUUCGAGCUUGCGGGGAUCAGUUAGUGGUGGUUGGAGGACCUAGGGCAAUAGGAGGAGGGUUCAUAGAGAUCAAUGCUUGUGUCCCAAGAGAAGGAACACAACUGCAUUGGAGAGUUCUUGCUUCUAAGCCAUCGGGAAACUUUGUGUAUAAUUGUGCGGUGAUGGGAUGUUGAUGAAGAAGACUUGAGAGAGCCAUUUCAAAGUUAUUGACUUUUUUAUUAGAGUUUUUCUUCUUCUUGUUUUGGGUUUUAUUUUCAUGAUUGGGGUCAAGAGAGUCUCUCUAUUUUCUUCUUUGUCUUUGUGGGAUUAUUGUUGUUGUUCAGGUAUAAUCUGGAACUGAAAAGUUUCAAUAAAUUUGAAGAAGAUUAAGAACAAGCAUCAUCUUGUCUUGUCUCUCUCAACAUUGUUAUUUUGUAAUUUGUUUCCACUGUUACACUCUUUUAGAAUAAAUUUCUCUGUUUUUC
Messenger RNA from Arabidopsis arenosa, 1816 nucleotides. NCBI's taxonomy places the organism in Eukaryota, Viridiplantae, Streptophyta, Magnoliopsida, Brassicales, Brassicaceae. The record is from the annotation of a GenBank genome assembly.